Messenger RNA from Saprolegnia parasitica CBS 223.65, 364 nucleotides. RefSeq lists its product as hypothetical. The record is from RefSeq and is a predicted model, not a curated record. The coding region runs from base 47 to 364 and encodes 105 amino acids. The transcript is spliced from 2 exons. Lineage: Eukaryota; Oomycota; Saprolegniomycetes; Saprolegniales; Saprolegniaceae.
CGCUACGAUCACGGAGAAGGAGCUGCGAGAUCGCCUUGCUGCAAUCAUGGAGACGACCUCGUCCAAGAACAUCGAGUCGGUAGAUGCCCUCAACAAGUGCUUCCGGACGCUGCGCAUGCCGAAGAUGACGGAUGACGCCGCGUCGAUCAGACGUGACUACAUGUGUCAAAUCGGCAAGAUCAUCGAUAAGCAGGCCCUUACCGAAGCGAUCAAGGUGAAGGCCAUUCGCCGUAUUGCGAUCAAGGCCAUCACGGAGAAGAUCGAACCGGCGUGGGUGAAGCACGAGGUGUCGCGACAUCUAGAAGUCAACCCAGCUAAGUCGCUCAAGGCAUUGAAGCCUACCAAAAUUUCAGGACGGGGCUAG